AGUCAGUUCUCUGCUAAAUUACUCUUUGUUAAAGGCACUAUUUACGCUGGGUCGAAAAGCAUUGCAUAUCAUAGUACUCUACCUAUCGAAAUCCUAAAGGAUGAAAAUAUUAUGAGAUAUGAAGCCCAUUUACAAUUUGAAGCACGGGACGAGGAUUAGCACGGUCGACUCGUUAAAAUUGACUUUCGAACUACAGUUUGAGAAUCCACCAAUCAUAAAGCACUUGACACCAUAUGACGAAGUUUCAAAUUACGAUUCUCCGCCGUACGAAAACUUUUCGGAAUUUUUCAUGUCCAAAUUUCUCUCUGAUGUUACAAUCGUAUGUGGCGAGAAGGAAAUUGCAGCACAUAAAUUCAUCUUGGCCAAACGCAGCCCCGUUUUCUGGAAUAUGUUUAGUGGCGACAAUUUGGAAUCUGUGCAAAAUAAGGUUACCCUACUUGACGAUUACGCCGCUGUUUUGGACAUGAUCCGCUGGAUGUAUCAAGGAUCCAGUUCUGAUUUCAAACUCCAGACCGUCGAACUGCAGGGACACUUCGACUUGUAUAAAUUGUCAGAUCGGUACGACUUGCCACGAUUGACGAGCUUCUGUGCAAAAUUAAUUUACGCAGAAAUUAAUGUUGACACUGCAAUGGAGAUUUAUGUCAUUGGUAAAGUUUAUCAAGAUGAGGAAUUAGUGGACAAGUCUGCUUCCGUAAUUAGGAAGUUUAUUAUAAUACGGCAUUCCAAUACUUGCUAAGGAAUUAAAUAUUUGUUUGCAUAUAUAUUUUAGAAAUAAGGCAAAAAUAUUUUCCGACCCAAAAAUAUUUGCCAAAUACGCUGAAGAAUAUCCAGACUGUAUGUAUUCUUUAUGGAUGGAAAGUUUGUAAAAAAUAAGAUUACCCUUCAUCAAUGCAAACGGUCGUUAAGAUAUAUGUUUAUCGAAUACUUAUAGCAUAUUGGAUCUUAUAUUGUAAUACUGUUCUUUUGGCUUGAAAUAAAAUAUUAUAAUUCGAUCAAA
Folsomia candida is the source of this 997-nucleotide messenger RNA. RefSeq names its product BTB and MATH domain-containing protein 42-like. Gene Ontology annotation, cellular component: cytoplasm. Gene Ontology annotation, biological process: regulation of proteolysis; proteasome-mediated ubiquitin-dependent protein catabolic process. The coding region runs from base 119 to 736 and encodes 205 amino acids. Gene Ontology annotation, molecular function: ubiquitin protein ligase binding. The transcript is spliced from 3 exons. Lineage: Eukaryota; Metazoa; Arthropoda; Collembola; Entomobryomorpha; Isotomidae. The record is from RefSeq and is a predicted model, not a curated record.